CGCAAAUGUGUUCAAUCAAUGAAAUAGAAUAGUCUCCUGAAAUUCAGUCAUGUUCGAAAAGGUACUGGCUUCCGGUCCCUGGUUAUUAUACAGUCUAUACACUAAGAGCAAGGCAACAGUCUCAUGUUUGGGGAGCAUGGUUGACUUAUCACGAGUCAGGAAGUCGUUCACUAUAGACCUGAGGUAUUUUUUGAUGGCCCUUGUGGAUAUAUAUACUACUCAUUUAUGUACAACCAGUACAAUGUCAGUAAGCACAUCGCAUCGUAAGACCAAGUGUCAGCAUCGGAGUGAUCAAAAACCCCGCAGAGCCUUGUCAGCCUCGUCAGCUUCGUUUUUAUUCCUAAAUCCACACACAUUUAUAGUUGCAUUCAAUCAGAGCGAAUUUUGGCAUGUCCCUCUCCAAGCUCCCAAACGAAGUCGUCUUUCUAAUCGCCACCCAUCUGGUCUGCUACAGGGACCUCAGGGCCCUUGUGCUAUCCUCUCGUGGAUUGUACCAUCUCUUGCAAGGAUAUCUCAGCAAACACAGCUCCCAAGCUUGCCAUGGAGGCGCUCUAUGCUGCGCUGCAGCUCACGAUGAUGAAGGUCUCGCCAGGGAAUGUCUAGAGAGGAUGGCAGUCGCCGCCGAGUCCUUUCAAGGCCCCCCUGUGAGCAACCCGUUCAAACACCCUCUAUGCACCACCAAGUGGAGGGUCGAUGAUACGGUCCUCAUUCAGCGCGCGCUGCUGGUAGCCGUGCAAGCUGGUUCAAGGCGCGUGGUCAAUCUUCUACUGGACCACGGCGCGCAGACCAUGUUCCUGUGUCCGUUUGGCUACAUUAACAACAUCCCACCGCUGUAUCUCGCCGUGCAGAACGGCCACGAGGACCUUGUGAACCUUCUAUGUGAGAGGGGACAUUCAUGCUACGGAGUGGAUACGUGUCCGCUCCUUUGGGCAAUCGAGCAUAAUCAGCGCCGGAUCAUUCGCACCCUACUGCGCCACGAAUCGUGCGAUCAUUGCUGGUAUGUUCUGCCGAUGGCCAUGAAUCGCAGAGAUACGGACAUGUUGCACUUCCUGCUGGAAAACGGGCUCCACGGAACGAAUUAUGCGUGUGAUGCGCUGUUUGCUGCAAUCUUCAAAGGGGACCUAGAAAUUGUUAGAUUGUUCAUCGCCCACGGCGCGGAUCCGAACCGGCUGGGCGACUGCUAUGACAACAGGUGGGAGAGAAAUCACGUCCAGCUUCUUCGGAAGAUAGAUAGUCGCUCCCUUCUGGAGCUUGACGGCAUAGACGAUGACUUUUUGAUUCGGAGCAACGGCUUGUGUGUUGAUGAGGAGCCGGUGUUCUAUAGUACCACCUACGUUGCGAUUUAUUAUGACCAGAUGCCGAUACUGAGGUUUCUGCUCGAGUAUGGGGUACAUCCGGAGCCGGAGGACAUUCAACUGACACGGAAGAAGGGGAAUGAAGAGGCUGUCCGUUUGCUUUCUCGAUUUUCCUAUGAAGAUGUACCACAGAAGAAGUAUUAUCUUCAGGAGUGACUCAACGAAUGAUCACAAAGACUGAAAACAGCUUCCAUCGCAAGAGAGUGUGAGAGUUGCUAUACACAGGGAAAUAUCACCUGGGGGGUAAUCGUAGUUCGCUGCGUUGAACCGCCAACCCACCUAACAUCAUUUCGGUUCUAAUCCCUCUUUCCGUGGCUAUGGGUAAAGGCAGAGAAAUUGCAAGAAAU
Molecule: messenger RNA, 1702 nt
Organism: Aspergillus novofumigatus IBT 16806
Lineage: Eukaryota; Fungi; Ascomycota; Eurotiomycetes; Eurotiales; Aspergillaceae
Product: F-box domain and ankyrin repeat protein
Exons: 1
Coding region: 390-1511 (373 amino acids)
Molecular function (GO): protein binding
Source: RefSeq, a predicted model, not a curated record